Molecule: messenger RNA, 971 nt
Organism: Leptinotarsa decemlineata (Colorado potato beetle)
Lineage: Eukaryota; Metazoa; Arthropoda; Insecta; Coleoptera; Chrysomelidae
Source: RefSeq, a predicted model, not a curated record
AGAUGAAACAAAACAAAAACUACAUCAGUGGACGUCAAUUUGUACGUCAAAUCACUCAAAAUUUUUUGUCGAUUUUAAAACUUUUACAAUUCCUUUUCAAAAUUUUUAGUGUGAAAACAUGGCUUGUCCCCCACAAUCAUGCUGUUAUUGCCCAGGAACACCAGGCCCAUCAGGAAGACCAUCACCUGCGCGAAGUCCAUCUGGAAGACCAUCACCUGGGCCAAGGUCACCAAGAGGUCCUUUAGCACAUUCAUCAAUGAGACAAAGACCGGAUAACUCACGUCAACAGCAUUCUGUGGCAGAUGAAACUCUUAACGAAAUUAAUGAUUUGGAAAAUCUAGGAAUUUUGCGUAGGUCACAGUUGGAUAUACAUAUGAGAGACGAGCCUGGAGAUGAACUGAAUUUGAGUCAUUCCCAUGUCCUCGAAGUGUAUCCCCAUGAACCUAGAGGAGGGGACGAUUCAUUAGGUAUCAUGGAUUCAAGAUAUAUGGCUGAUGAAAGAUUUGCUGCAGCAGAUGAAUACAACUACAGUGGUCCAGAUGAUCUGGGCCCUUAUCCAGUACACGUAAUGAAUGAGCUUUCUAGUGCAGGUCAAGGUUCACCUUCAAGGACACCACCAAGAGGACCCCAAAGAACACCAUAUGCUGCAUCUCCAGGACGGGCCGCGGGAUCUCAUAUGGUAACAUCGACACCGACAAUGAGGCCCGAUCAAUCUUCUUGUGUCUGUUCGCCAAGAUCACCCGCAGGUCGUCGAGCUCACGACUCAUCGAUCAUGGAUUCUUCGCAUAUGGCAAGAAAUAUGCUGGGUGCUAGCAACGUUUAUGAAUACAGUGGGCCAGACGAUAAUGGACCUAAUCCUAUGCAAGCCUUACGAGACCUUUCAGGACUGGAUAAUUCUUUCGGUAUCAUACCCCAACAAUAUAUGGACAGACACAUGAUAGGGGCAGAUUAUGAUACCCAGCAUUCAUUUC